AUGCGACCCCGACACCGCGACGAGUUCGAUAUCGCCAUUAUUUGCAGCUUAUCCUGUGAAGCCGAGGCGAUCGAGGCAUCGCUGGACGAGGUCUACGACCGAUUCGGCGAGAUCUACGAUAAGGUACCCGAGGAUCGUAAUGUCUAUAUCAACGGACGAAUUGGCAAGCACAAUGUGGUCUUAUGUCAAGUGCCAGAGCCGGGAAAAUGCAGCUCAGCGAGCGUAGCUUCGAGUUUGAUAUUCAGUUAUACAGGUAUCCAGCUCGCCCUUGUCGUUGGGAUAUGCGGCGGUGUUCCCUCGCCGUCCUGCAGUGAGAAAGAGAUUUUCUUAGGAGACAUCGUCAUUGCGGAUAGUGUGAUUGAAUUCGACGUUGGAGAGCAGUGUCCUUGGGGAUUCCAGCGGGAAACGAGCGUUAAGGCUGUCCUUGAAAGGCCGAACAGAGCCAUAAGAAAUCUCCUGGAUGCUCUAUCAAUUGACGGAAACCGCGCAUUAAUGGAGACGGAGAGUGCUGGCUUCUUGAAAGAGCUACAGUCCAGAGGAGGUCCAAAGUGGCAGUAUCCCGGAGCAUCAAAGGAUAUCCUUUUUGCGUCUGCAUAUCAACACCAGCAUCGCCGACGGUCUGUUUGCAUUAACGGCGGAUAUGAGGAUACGCUCUGUAAGGACGCACUGGAGGAAGAAUGCUACAUCCCUGGAUGCGCUAAGCAACAAGUCCAUCGCGGCAGGUCCAGCGAAGAGUCAGUCAAGCCUGCACUCCAUAUCGGGAUGAUCGCAUCAGGAGACACGGUAAUGGAGUCCGGAGAACACCGUGACAGGAUUGCGGAGACGGAGGGGGUAAUCGCCUUUGAGACCAUCGGGGCAGGAGUGUGGGAUACUCUUCCCUGUGUGAUAAUCAACGGCGUAUCCGACUAUGCCGAUGGCCGUAAGAAUGAAGUAUGGCAAAACUAUGCAGCGGCAGUAGCUGCUUCAGGUGCUAAAGCGUUUCUGCAAUACUGGGCACCCAGUGCGAAAGCUAAAUCUCAGAGCGUCCAUUCAAGAGUACCAGUGCUUCAGACAGCCUUUAUAGGCCGAGAGAUUGAAGUGAAUGAGAUGAAAGAGGAGCUGGGAGAUCCUAGACUGGGAAGAAAAGGGAUAGUGCUCUGGGGGCUUUGUGGAUACGGAAAAACGCAGUUGGCCAUCCAUUAUAUCUCUGUGAGAAGAACGCUUUAUGAUUCCAUUUUGUGGAUUGAUUGUUCGUCUUGGGGCACUCUCCAUGAUUCCUUCUCUCAAAUAUGGAGAAAAAUACAAGGAUGUGCACACGACGAGCAAUCACCAAUUGAGAGGGUGUUGGAGUGGCUGGAGCAAGAAACAAAUCCGAUUUGGAUCAUGGUAUUUGACGGAGUUGAGACCACGGCUACUUCAACAUCUAUGGAUAUCGACAUUAGGAAGUACAUCCCUUCGUGCAAUCAUGGGCAUGUCCUGUUGACAGCCCUAUCACCGUGCUUGCACGCUCGGCUGGGCUAUCCAGGCAUACAGGUACGAGGUGUGGAUGAGGACGCAGGUGCUCAGAUACUACUGCGCUGUGCAGGCGUUGAAGAACCAGACUCUCCAGCCGUGGAAACGGCCAGGGCAAUUUCCCGCAAAGUUGGCGGACUGCCCCUUGCUUUGGAACAAGCAGGAUCCUUCCUACGAUGUGGAUUAUAUUCCUUGCAAGAGUACAAUAGGCGGUUUCAGGAACAGUUUGCAAAGUCGACUUUCAAGACCCCGCUGCAUCAUUGUAUCGGAGCAUACGAAAAGGGACACACUUUGUGGACGGUGUUCAAAAAGCUGUACGAUGCUGCAGGCCAGCGAAAUCCCGAUUCGAUCAAACUUCUCCAUCUGGCUGUGUUUCUUGGCCCCGGACUAAUACCGUCCUCUCUGAUCAUGUACCCACCAGGUGAUCCUAACAAGUACUCAGUGUUAUUCAACUCACUGUCUGCAUUGGAAUCAGCUGAUACAUCGUGGUUGAAGAUCAUAAACUGGUGGAACAGCCUACGCUCACGAGAGACUGAUUUCGCAAAUGCGCUUCAAACUCUGGAGGAUUCCGGUCUUGUAAACUUCAACCGCAAGCGAUCAGAUUCCAUGAUUGAGAGCUUUGAAAUCGAUGGUAUGGUACAGUCCUUCGUUCGCCUGAAACUGUCUUGCCAUGGUCUGCGAGACAAUGCAGCCGUUGCUUUUCUUUUCAAUGGACAGUAUUGUGCGGGUAUAGACGCCCAAUCGCAGCUGGAAAUACCUCAGGAGCAUCUGCGGCGCUUGUGCACCGUUCUUGACGAUUUUAUGUCAUUGAUACCGCUAGAGAUGAUUCAGCCUCCUGACGGCAAGUAUUUCAGGCUCUGUGGCUCUGUUGCACCAGCAUAUGCACGAGUGUGUCGCCUGAAAGGGGACUAUGAGACAUCCAAGACUUUUUGGGUCCUAGCGCUGCAGUUUAUAAUCCUAUCUCAGAGAGCAGAAUUGCCCACAAGUGGAGCGAAGCUGGAAGGAAUUGACGCAGCUGCAGACGCUCUCUUGGCUGUAGACGAAAGUUCCAUUGAGGUAGCCUGGAAGCGAGCCUGUGAGAGUAUCGCAUUGUCUCCGGCAGCUCGUGCAAGAAAGGGGGACUUCGGAAGCGGAGCAUUACGACAUGACCCUGUGGCCGAGCCUAUGCCCUCGACGGGACUUGGUCGAGAAACCUCUGAAGGGUUUACAAGCUGA
This is a messenger RNA of Aspergillus fischeri NRRL 181, 2706 nucleotides long. Its product is annotated as Pfs and NB-ARC domain protein. Gene Ontology annotation, biological process: nucleoside metabolic process. Gene Ontology annotation, molecular function: ADP binding; catalytic activity. The transcript has 3 exons. The record is from RefSeq and is a predicted model, not a curated record. NCBI's taxonomy places the organism in Eukaryota, Fungi, Ascomycota, Eurotiomycetes, Eurotiales, Aspergillaceae. Bases 1 to 2706 code for a protein of 901 amino acids.